Molecule: messenger RNA, 1015 nt
Organism: Pollicipes pollicipes
Lineage: Eukaryota; Metazoa; Arthropoda; Thecostraca; Pollicipedomorpha; Pollicipedidae
Cellular component (GO): nucleus
Molecular function (GO): metal ion binding; NAD+ poly-ADP-ribosyltransferase activity
Source: RefSeq, a predicted model, not a curated record
CGCUGUUGGCGCAUCAGUCGCGGCCGAGCGGUGGAUGGGGUGGGUCUGAGGUGCCCGGUGUGAGGAGAACGACGCAUCCGCUGGCCGACCUGAUUUGUGACGCAGCGUGAGGAGGCGUGUGGGAAGGUCAUCUUCAACUUCAGGCUGCCAUGGGGAACAAAGCCAGCACCGCAACCCAGUGGGAGGUGCCCAACAGCGACACUGGAAGCCUAGAUCAUCGCAGUCAGCAAGGGCCAGCAGCGCACGUGGAACGCUGGGCUGAACAGAUGGAUACGUUGAACGCCGCCAGAGAGCGACAGGCGGUGAUCCAGGAGGCAACAACUGUGGGCCGCCGGGUCACGCCUCACAUCACGUUUAACCCGCCCGCUCCGUCCGUCCCUCCCGCCCGUCCAGCCCCGCCCGCCCCACGGGCCCCCCGCCUGCCCGAGCUCUGCUCCCGCCACGGCUCGCGCGAGGGCUGCGUGGACGCCAACUGCCGCCGACUGCACCUCUGCCAUCUCUUCCUGGCGGACAUCUGCAAGUUCGGCGACGCCUGUCGCAACGGACACUCGCUGACCACAGUGCAUAACCAGGUGGUGUGCAACAGGUUUGGACUUGACACCAGCCGGGAGCUGGCGGCUGUUCAAAUGCUGCGACUUGCCUUUCAAGAAACUGGCCGCAUGCCGGAUGAAAUCCGUCACAAAUAUCUGGACGUUUGCUACAAAGCCGGUUCACCGAACCCAUGCCAGGAGCCUCUUUGCAACAGGCUGCAUAUUUGCAGAAUGUUUGUAACGGGAAGGUGCAACCGACCUGCAUGCAAGCAUGGACACGACCUUCACACCACGCACAAUAAUGACGUGCUGAGUCGUCAUAAGGCGACCAGAUUGAGUGAUGCUGCGAUUUUGGACCUCCUUCGCGAGAAAUGCUCUGGCCGACGUCAGGUACAACAUCGUCACAAUGGUGUCAAAGUGUUAUCAAAAGCCCAGCGGGAGACAACGUUUUUCUACUCUAACGUUGGAGAGAGAGAGAGAGAGAG